Cottoperca gobio is the source of this 6351-nucleotide messenger RNA. It is a transcript of the gene smarcc1a, whose product is annotated as SWI/SNF related BAF chromatin remodeling complex subunit C1a. Gene Ontology annotation, molecular function: protein binding. Bases 68 to 3442 code for a protein of 1124 amino acids. The transcript has 28 exons. Gene Ontology annotation, cellular component: synapse. Lineage: Eukaryota; Metazoa; Chordata; Actinopteri; Perciformes; Bovichtidae. Gene Ontology annotation, biological process: cell projection morphogenesis. The record is from RefSeq and is a predicted model, not a curated record.
CAUUCGAAAACUUGCACGGCGAGCGACGCCGUGGAGGAGAAAGACAACGCAGCGAACAAAACACACAAUGGCGACGGCGGCGACAACGGCAGGCGGAACGGGCUCAGGCGGACCGGCCACCGGCCCGGUCGGCGGCGGGACUGCAGUGGGUAGAAAGAAGGACGGCGGUCCGUCUACGAAAUUCUGGGAAAGUUCAGAAACGAUAUCCCAGUUCGAGACGGUGCGGCAGUGGAUCGGAAAACACUACAAGAAGUAUGUCCAGAAUGACUCCCCCUCCAGUAAAUCCUUGGCGGGCCUGGUUGUCCAGCUGCUGCAGUUCCAGGAGGACGCGUUUGGACGCAGGGUCAACAAUCCUGCUCUUACCAAGCUACCUGCCAAGUGUUUCCUGGAUUUCAAGGCAGCAGGGUCUCUCUGUCACAUCUUGGGGUCUGUCUACAAGUUUAAGAGCGAGCAGGGGUGGCGUAGAUUUGACCUGCAGAAUCCUUCCCGGAUGGACAGGAACGUGGAAAUGUUCUUAAAUGUAGAGAAGAACUUGGUCCAGAACAACUGCUUGACUCGACCCACCGUCUUCCUGUCGCCGGACAUCGACCAGAAACAAGCCAGUAAGCUCAAAGACAUUAUCAAAAGGCACCAGGGCUCCAUUACUGAUGACAAGUCAAAGGCCACCCACCACAUUUACCCCUCUGCUUCCCAACAAGAAGAAGACGAGUGGCUUCGUCCUGUCCUGAGGAAAGACAAACAGGUGCUGGUUCACUGGGGUCUCUCCCCAGACAGCUAUGAUACCUGGGUAUCGGCAGGCGAGGUGGAUGGGGACGUGGAGGACCCACCCAGCAAUGACAGACCAUGGAAGGUCCAUGCAAAGUGGGUUUUAGACACUGAUGCAUUCAAUGAGUGGAUGAAUGAAGAAGACUACGAGGUGGACGACAACAAGAAGCCAGUCAACUUCCGCCAAAGGAUCUUUCCCAAGGAGGAGGAGUCUUCCCGUACACCCGAUCGCAAGGAGCGCAAGGCCAACUCUGCCAGCAAGAAGAGGAGGCGCUCACCCUCUCCGCCCAGCACCCCUGCUGAAUCCCGCAAGAAGGGAGGAAAGAAGGGGAACCCAGGGCCUCACUGGAAGCGGCGGGGCCACAGAGGCGAAGAAGAGGACACUGAGGAGGACAUGACUAAGGACAUGGACGACUCCUCAGCUGGUGCCAGCAUGGAGGAGGGCAGCGUGUCCAAGAAUGCAAGUUCAAAGAAAGACAGUGAGAAUACUCCGGUGAAAGGAGGGAAUAUGGCCGACUUGGAUGACAUGGAGGAUGGCUCUGUGAUGUCUGGUGGAAAGGAUGAUGAGGAGCAGGGCAAAGCUGAAAUCAACCGACUGAUGGACGCGAGCGAGGACAACGUGACUGAACAGACUCACCACAUCAUUAUCCCCAGCUACGGCGCUUGGUUUGACUAUAACUGCAUCCAUGAGAUUGAGAGAAGAGCCCUGCCCGAGUUCUUCAACGGAAAGAACAAGUCCAAAACUCCAGAGAUAUUCCUGGCCUACCGUAACUUCAUGAUCGACACAUAUCGGCUAAACCCUCAGGAGUACCUCACCUCCACCUCCUGUCGCAGGAACCUGACCGGGGAUGUCUGUGCCAUCAUGAGGGUUCAUGCAUUCUUGGAGCAGUGGGGUUUAGUGAACUACCAGGUGGACUCUGAGAGUCGCCCAUUGCCAAUGGGCCCCCCACCCACACCCCACUUCACCGUGCUGGCUGACACACCAUCUGGCCUCAUGCCCCUGAACCACAGACCCCCACCGAUUCCCCCUCAACAGCCAAUGCCCAACUUUGCAGACAAAUGCAAAGACAAGUCCAUCGACCUGCAGAACUUCGGCCUCCGCACCGACCUCUACAACAAGAAGAAUCUCAAGAGUAAAGCUGUCAACUCCAUCAGAGAUUGGACCGAGCAGGAGACUCUGCUGCUGCUGGAGGCUCUGGAGAUGUUCAAAGACGACUGGAACAAAGUGUCGGAGCACAUCGGUUCACGCACCCAGGACGAGUGUAUCCUGCACUUCCUGCGGCUGCCAAUUGAGGAUCCAUACAUGGAGAGCACUGAGGCCUCCCUGGGCCCUCUGGCCUACCAGCCCAUUCCCUUCAGCCAGUCUGGAAACCCCGUCAUGAGCACAGUCGCCUUCUUAGCCUCUGUGGUCGACCCCAGAGUGGCGUCUGCUGCCGCCAGGGCAGCCCUAGAGGAGUUCUCACGUGUGCGUGAAGAAGUGCCGGCUGAGUUGGUGGAGGCUCACGUGAAGAAGGUGCAGGAGGCGGCGAGGAGCACGGGGAAGGUGGACCCCGCCUUCGGCCUGGAGAGCAGUGGCAUCGCUGGCACCGCCCCUGAGGAACCAGAAAAGACUGAAGCCCCAGAGGCAGAGAAGGUAGACACGGACACAGACUCCCAGCAGGCCGAUAAGGCGGAGUUGAAGGACGAGGCAGAGAAGCCCAGCGAGUCUGCAGAGAAGAGUGACAAGACGGAGGCCGCAGACAAGGUGAAGAAGGAGGGAUCGGAGUCGUCGGAGCGCGAGGAGGAGAACGAAGAGGGAGGGGAGGCCAAGACAGCUCCAGCAGACAAAGACAAAGAGGAGGCUAUGGAGACGUCGUCCUCGGAGCAAGAGAAGGAGGAGAAGACGUCUACAGAUGAAGGAGAGGAAAAGAGGAAGAAACUGGAGCACGACAUCGGAGAGGGAAACAUUGCCACCGCGGCCGCAGCUGCCCUGGCAUCUGCUGCCACCAAGGCCAAGCACUUGGCUGCAGUGGAGGAGAGGAAGAUCAAGUCCCUGGUGGCUCUGCUGGUGGAGACCCAGAUGAAGAAGCUGGAGAUCAAGCUGAGGCACUUCGAGGAGCUCGAGACCAUCAUGGACCGAGAGAAAGAGGCUUUGGAGCUUCAGCGACAGCAGCUGCUCACCGAGCGCCAGGCGUUCCACAUGGAGCAGCUCAAAUACGCCGAGAUGAAGGCGAGGCAGCAGAUGGAGCAGCAAGCGGCUGCUGCGGCUGCCGCUGCUGCCCAGGCUCAAGGACAGGGGCAGGCUCCUGGAUCUGGACCCCACUCCGGGCCCCCUUCAUCGGGCAUGCACCCUGGAGGGCCCCCUCCACACCAUGGACCACCUGUGCACCACGGAGUGGCCCCACCCGGUGCUGUCUUGCACCACGGCUACCCCUCGAUGGGUCACCACCCCAUGGGCCCGAACCACCCGGGACAGACUGGACCGAUGGGACCAGGCCAGCCGAUGCCGGGACGUAUGAUGCCCGUCCCGCCCUCCGCCGGCCCCCCUCCUGGCGGCAUGCCUCCCAUGAUGCCCCCACGCCACCCGGGAGCUCCCAACGGCAUGUACCCCGGCCCACAACCUGCACAGCCUGAAGCGGUUCCUCCAGUUCCUGUGGGUCCUCCAGCGCCCGCGAGUGGACGAGUGGCUGACAACUAAGACCUACACACACACACACACAGAGACACACACACACACACACACACACACACACACACACACACACACACACACAGAACUAACGCUAUCUCAAAACACCUUUUUGAUGGCCUUUGCUACUGGCUCUGCAUAUUUCCCUCAACACUCAAAACUACCAUAAAUUUAAAUCACAGAAUACACACACACACACACUCAGGGUUCAGUGGCAAGGGUAACCCAAUUUUCCACACACACACACACACACACACAUACACACACAUCCAGACUUCCUCUCAGGGCACAGUGGCAAGGGUAGUCUCGUAAUAAACACUGUUUUCUGCUCUGUCGGGCCGGAUGGGUUCUGGAGAGAAUGACUGUACAGAAAACAAAACAAGGCGAGAGAUCAGAUAAAAAAAACAAACAUUCUGUCUUAUCUUUUUUCUCUUUCCAUUACCGUUUUAAAUAACACUGUAACCCCCCCCCCCCCCCCCCUCCUAUCUCUCUUUAACGCACACACACACACACACACAUCUUCUUGUCUGGUGCCUCUUUCUGCAAGCCAAACACUAGGGGGAGCUCGAGAGAAACAUGCAGAGGUGUGUGUGUGUGUGUGUGUGUGCUGAGCAACCUGGGCUGUAACACACACAAGAGGCUUAGCAGGGUGUUCACAUAAUGAUAUGAAUAAAACACACACACACACACACACACACAGGGGACCCAGCCUGCCCUCGCUCUUGUCUUGUCGAGUAUCUACCUCUCACUCCUCUUCAAAUGAUACACUGUAGUUCUGUGUGUGUGUCUGUCUGUGAAUGUGUGUGUGGGUGUUUCAUGGCAGGUUCACUCGCCUGCCUCCUCUGACCAAAGUUUGUGUCUCUUCAGUAAUCAUCGCUUUUUUUAUUGGAGACUUUUGCAUUAAUGUGUUGAGAUACAGAAAUAAUUUCCACUUUUAUAAAAUAAAGAUACAAACGAGGCGCGUCGAUGGACAACAAAACAAAACGGGUUUUUCAGGACAUUGUCUAGUUCUUCUAAAAACACUUUGUCAAAUAUUUGACAGAAACCGAUUCAUUUUCAACAACUCGCAUUAAACGACCAAAACCAUCAAAGUUGACGUUGGACACAUUACAGCUCUGUGGUUGCUUUUGACUCUUUGACUGGAUUUGUUGACGAUAAGGAAAAUAUACAAUAUCGUCAGAUUUAUCUUUCACACAUUAACAGCAAAAGUCUCAGAUCUCGUUGGGCACAAACCGAGGCUCAGUCGGACGUCAUUCCUCCAUCCACACACCAAUCACAGCACUGUAACACACACACACACACACACACACAGAAAUGUGAGCUGAGGCUCACACUGGAGGCUGUGUGCACGACUUGGCCAGACCCUGCACUGGACCCCCCCCCCAUCCCUACACACACACACACACACACGUGGUAAAACACACAUACACAUAAUCUCCUGCUGACCUUCACACAGCCUUUACAGAGAGGGAGACGCUGUGAUGCGGCUCGACUGAAACAUCAUAACAUGAAUGACGCUCUUCCUCAGCGCGGUGGACUUCUAGAUGUUUCUUUGGUGCUGAUACUGUAGCGAUUACCCCCCCCCACCCCCAUCCUCUGCUCACAAUUAUCCAACGCCUAGUGCUGCCUACCUCGCUAACCCCGCCUCUCACACGCGCGUCUCCACGCACGGCCAUUUGUGCUUUUGGUCACUAGCCACGGGAAGACUAAGCAAUAUUCUCAUUGUAUCUACAUAUUCGUGGUCGCCACACUGAAAAACACGGCGCUAGCAAAAACAAGCAAUCAUGAUUUCACAGUUUAGGCCUCAAAUUGUGUGUCCCGUGAUUAAAAAGGUGCAUAAAUAGAAUAACUAGCAAAUGUUUAUUUAUUGAGCUGGAAGGAUUUAGUGGAGCGACAGGAAGUUGAUCUGGAACUAGUUUAGUGAUCGUGUCUUUAGUUCUUCAGAUGUGAAUAUUUGCUGAGCGUCUUUGUCCUGUAUGUUAAACUGAAUAUUUGAAGACGUCACCGUGAGCUUCAGGAGUUUGUACGAGGCGCGUCCCCCGUCUGACUUUGUCUCGACUGAAAUGGGGGUUAAUUCAUUGAGAAAAGAAUCCGACCGUUUCCUUUUCUUUAAAGUUGAUUUUAAGUUUUAAAGCAGAUAUUUUGUAUGUUUGCUUGAUGAUGAAAUAUUUAGAUUCAAAAAGAAAGGACCAUGUGACCAGAUCGUUUUGUUUUCAGCCCUACACAAAUCUGAAAAGUUAAAAUUCAAGUGUAACGUGCAGAUUGGCUUAAAUUAAGAUCUGAACUCGAGCGGCUUUACUCUCCUGCUCUCGCUACUCGCUGCAUCUUUCUUCAGUCCACACAGGUUGAUGAUAAGCUCUAAAUAAAGUCGUUUUAAUGUGAAGUCUCGACUCGAACCACUCCUCUCCUCCUUCGCUAGCACUGUUGGUGUCUCUGCUACCUCUUCCUCGUUCAUCCGCUAGCUACCUCUUCUAGAAAUCUUCCUCUCGCUGUCUGCUACCUCUCUGCGCAUCCCUUUGCUACCUCUCGUUCCCGUUUCCUUUUCUUUUUUAUCUCCUCUUUUUGUCCUGCCCACGUGACCGCUGCAUCGCUGACUGUUACCCUCUUCGUCUGUUGGAAGAAGAACACGCGUACGGUCAUUCACUCUCGCGCUCAUUCACCUCGCCCUCCUUGCCCAUUCAACAUCUUACAGGCUUGUUAUGUAAUAUCACUUAAUAUGACGGGGAUCCCCUAACGUAUAUUAUCUUUAAUCGAUACUCUGUGUUAAUGGUAAUGUAUUUUUAAGGAGAAGUUUUGUGUAGAUGGAAGUUAUCUUUUGUUCUUUGGAAGUUUGUAGCAUUUUGUUUUUCUUUCUUUCUUUUGUAUGGGGUCUGUUGGUACUUGGACCUAGACACUGAAUAAACUGUGUUUUGUAUGAG